AUGCCAGGACAACAACUGUCAGAACCAAAUCCUCCUCCAGGACCUUCGCACCUCCCUGACUCGACGUUGGACUAUGUUGUCAGGCUGGAUACGAAAAAUUAUCUUCCAGAGGAUGAGCUGAAAGGACUUCAACUGUUUCGGAGGGCAGCGGACUACAUAGCUGCAGCUAUGAUUUUCCUCAAGAACAACGUCCUCCUAGAAGAGAAGCUGUCCCAAGAGAACAUUAAGCCGCGUCUACUUGGGCACUGGGGAACAUGUCCAGGCCUCACACUAAUCUACGCACACCUCAACCGCAUCAUCCGCAACACAGGACAAGAUACCCUCUUCGUCGUCGGUCCAGGCCACGGUGCACCCGGUAUCCUAUCCAGCCUCUGGCUCGAGGACUCCCUCAGCGUCUUCGAACCUUCCAUGACCCGUGACCGCCCCGGCCUCACAAAGCUCAUCUCGCGCUUCAGCGCCCCCGGUGGGUUCCCCAGCCACAUCAACGCCGAAACACCUGGCGCAAUCCACGAAGGUGGGGAGCUGGGCUAUGCACUGAGCGUCUCCUUCGGCGCUGCAAUGGACAACCCGGACCUAGUGGUUGCGUGUGUUGUAGGGGAUGGAGAAGCAGAGACGGGUCCGACGGCUGCUGCGUGGCAUGGGACCAAGUUCUUGGACCCGGCAGAGUCUGGAGCUGUUCUUCCUAUCCUGCAUCUCAACGGGUUCAAGAUCUCGGAGAGGACAAUUUUUGGCGUUAUGGAUGAUAAAGAGAUCAAUUCUCUCUUCAGUGGAUACGGAUACCAAGUCCGCAUCGUUUCUGAAUUGGACAACCUCGAUAAUGACCUUGCGGCCUCGAUGGACUGGGCUAUCUCCGAGAUCCACAAGAUCCAAAAAGCAGCGCGCUCAGGCAAGCCUAUCCCCAAACCUCGCUGGCCAUUGCUCGUGGUCCGUACUCCCAAGGGCCUCGGAGCACCCCAUUCGAUUCACGGCUCCUUUAUCGAAGGGUCGUUCCACUCGCACCAGGUUCCGUUGCCGAAUGCUGCGAAAGAUAAGGAGGAACUCAAGGCGCUUGAGGCUUGGCUGGAGUCGUACAAACCCGGAGAAUUGUUCGACGAGAACGGUGCCCCUCGACCUGAAGUUCUAACCAUCAUUCCGCAAGCCAACGCAAAGAAGCUUGGACAGCGCAAGGAAAGCUACGGCGCGUACAUCCCACUUAAGAUCCCCGACUGGAGGCAGUUCACCGUCGACAAAGGAAGUGAAGAGAGCUGCAUGAAAUCAGUUGGGAGGUUCCUCAAGCAAGUCAUUGUCGACAACCCCAAAACAUUCCGAAUUUUCUCCCCCGAUGAACUAUCCUCCAACAAACUCGACGUCGUCCUCGACGAAACGCGACGCAACUUCCAAUGGGAUAUCGGCGGCAAAGGCGGGCGCGUAAUCGAGAUUCUCUCCGAGCACACUUGCCAGGGUAUGCUUCAAGGCUACACCCUCACAGGCCGCACAGGGCUUUUCCCCUCAUACGAAGCAUUCCUUGGAAUCAUCCAAACCAUGAUGGUCCAAUAUUCCAAGUUCAUCAAAAUGGGCUCAGAAACGAAAUGGCGCCAGCCUCACGGAUCGCUCAACUACAUCGAGACAUCCACAUGGGCAAGACAAGAACAUAACGGCUUCUCGCACCAGAACCCGGCGUUUAUCGGCGCAGUGUUGAAUUUGAAACCAAAGUUUGCGAGGGUGUAUUUGCCGCCGGAUGCGAAUUGCUUUUUGUCGACGGUAGCGCAUUGUUUGAGGGCGAAGAAUUAUGUGAAUUUGAUGGUUGGGAGUAAGCAGCCUACGCCGGUUUGGCUGAGCCGCGAGGAGGCAGAUAGGCACUGCAUCGCCGGUGCCUCCAUAUGGAAGUUCGCCAGCGUCGACGAAGGACUUGACCCGGACGUCGUGCUCGUUGGCAUCGGCGUCGAAGUGACGUUCGAAGUUAUCGCUGCAGCUGCGCUACUCCGGAAGCACGUCCCUGAGCUUCGGGUACGCGUCGUAAACGUGACAGACCUGAUGAUUCUCGGGGCCACUGGCACGCACCCUCAUUCUCUCAACGACGAGGCUUUCGACACGCUCUUCACAAAGGACAGACCUGUGCACUUCAAUUACCACGGAUACCCCAUCGAAUUACGUGGAUUGCUGUGGGGUCGACCGAACAUGGAGCGGAUUACCAUCGAGGGUUAUCGGGAGGAGGGAACCACAACUUCUCCAUUCGACAUGAUGCUCUGCAACCACACGUCUCGUUACGACGUCGCUGUGGCGGCACUCCGUGGUGGAGCCAAGAAUAACCCCAAAGUAGCUCUCGUCGCCCAUGAAAUGUCCAGCUACUUUGAACACAUGGCAAGAAAGGAGAAGGACUAUAUCUUGGCCGAGGGCAAAGAUCGCGAUGAUAUGUUUGAAGUUCCCAAGUUUGAUUAG
Molecule: messenger RNA, 2418 nt
Organism: Coprinopsis cinerea okayama7#130
Lineage: Eukaryota; Fungi; Basidiomycota; Agaricomycetes; Agaricales; Psathyrellaceae
Product: phosphoketolase
Exons: 9
Coding region: 1-2418 (805 amino acids)
Biological process (GO): carbohydrate metabolic process
Molecular function (GO): aldehyde-lyase activity
Source: RefSeq, a predicted model, not a curated record